Molecule: messenger RNA, 474 nt
Organism: Aspergillus pseudonomiae
Lineage: Eukaryota; Fungi; Ascomycota; Eurotiomycetes; Eurotiales; Aspergillaceae
Exons: 1
Coding region: 137-406 (89 amino acids)
Source: RefSeq, a predicted model, not a curated record
AGAAAUCCGAAAGGGGCAAUUUAUGCGAGCGUGAACUGGGGGGUUGGGCUUGGCUGCUCCACUUUACUUCGUGUUUCUUUCUUUGUUUGUUGGGUUGCCUCUUCUUUCUUUCUUUUCUUUUGGGUCAGUUCGGGGGAUGGCCGAAGUGGUUCUUGUCCUCUCUCUAUUGUAUACUAGGUACUUGUAUUUUGGAUUGUGUAUUGCAUAUUGGAUAUUCGGUAUUGUACUCUGGAUCUGCAUUUUGUAUAUAUACCUAUGUGAAAUAGAAGAGAUAUACAGUGGAAGAUGUACAAUUGCCUCAAUCAGAUCGAAAUCCUGGAUCCGGUUCUUUCUUUCUUUUUGUCAAAGUCCUGUUUCUGAACGCCUGUAUCGCCGUGCCUUUCGUUGGUGGUUCCGUGCUUCGUAAAUCAUAGACAUAAAUAUGGACAUGAAGGAGAGUGAGAAUGGUAGAUAAGAAAAAGAAAUGACCCCCAU